AUGGACCAAUCUCAUUAAUAAUAAGAGGAGCCAUCUCAAAUAAAUACAGAUUAGCCAAAGCAGAGAAUUGCAAUUGUUAUAGAUUCAAACGUUCUCAUUAAGCAGAUCAGACUAAGAGACCUAUUGAAUCAUAGUGAUAGUAGAGGCGCCUUAGGAGAAGUUAAUCCAGAGCAGAUGUAAAAUGAUGAAGAUUUCAAUGCUAAAUAUGAGGUUCACACUCUUAUAGAUGUCAUUAAGGAAAUUAGAGAUGAAUAAACUAGAAACUACAUGACUAAUCUUCCUUAUGAACUAAAAGUGCAUGGAGAAGAAUAUAUAGAUAAAAAUAACUUACUUUUUGUCAGUAAUUUCGCAAAAGACACAGGAGAUUACAAGUCUCUAAGCAAAACUGAUAUGAAAGUCAUUGCAUUAGGUGUUUAAUUAGCAAAAGAACAAGGAGAGUACGAAAAGCUAAAGAAAGAGCCAAAACCAUUAAAAGAAUUCAGACCUAGAAAGUUUAAUAAUGAUUACAAGAGAAUCGAAGAACAAGAUGAAUUUAGUGAUGAAUCGGAUGAAGAGAAAUAAAAGCCAAAGACUGAUGCUUUUGAUGAUGGAUUUGUAGAGGUAAAGCAAGGAAGACAUGGAAAUAGAAAGAACCACUUAAAGCCAAAAACUAAACAGGAAAAAUAAGAAGAAGAAUAAUCUAAAAAUGAGGAGAUUGCUGAAGAAUCAGCACAAUAAGAUAAGGUCGAUAGUCAGACAGAAGCUAAGCAAGAUGAAUAAAUCUAAGAAGAAACUCAGCCAAUCUAAGAGUUGAAAUCGAUGGAAGAUUAGAAUAAAGACUAAAAUAUUGUGAAGGAGGAAUAAGAUGACAAUGAUGUACCAAGUGAUAUUGAUGAUGAAGUAGAGGGUGGAGAAUGGAUAACCCCUGAAAAUAUUCAUAAACAUAUUCUUGGAGGUGAAACAGUUCCCAUUAAAAGAAAUGAGGACGAGCAGGGACCAUUGCUAGUGUAGAUGAUUACAAGUGAUUAUGCUAUGUAAAAUGUAAUAAUUCAAAUUGGAUUUAAGCUUCUAUCACUUGAUGGCAGAAAAAUUACCAGAGUUAAGAGAUUCAAAUUACUUUGUAGAGCUUGCUAGAAGCUUAAUCUUAAUGUAGAAAAGUAAUUCUGUGACUAUUGUGGAUCUCAUACACUUAUCAAGGUGUCAGUCUAUAUAAAAGAGGAUGGUACAAUUACUUAUUUCAAGAAUCCAAAGCGUAGAGUUAUCCUGAAAGGUACAAUUUAUUCAAUUCCAAAGCCAGUUGGUGGAAGAAAUUCAAGUGAUCUAGUGCUUAGAGAAGAUGAGCUAAUGACUGGUGAGAAGAAAAUGAUGAUGAAAAAAAUAGAAAAAGAAUAGAGAAAACUUGCAUAAUCAGUUAGUGAUACAAUUUAAGGCAAUUACUGGCAAGGAGGUGAAGGAUAUGGUGCUAGUGUUAGUAAUCUUUUGUACGAGAAUGGAGCAAAAGGAGGUAGAACUCACAGCAAGAUUGCAGGUAUGACUGAUGAAAUUCUCAUUGGUUAUGGAAAGAAAAAUCCAAACAGAGUAAAGAAGAGAACCGGAAACAAAUGA
Molecule: messenger RNA, 1584 nt
Organism: Stylonychia lemnae
Lineage: Eukaryota; Ciliophora; Spirotrichea; Sporadotrichida; Oxytrichidae
Source: the annotation of a GenBank genome assembly